Messenger RNA from Emiliania huxleyi CCMP1516, 2134 nucleotides. RefSeq lists its product as hypothetical. The transcript has 2 exons. The coding region runs from base 12 to 1898 and encodes 628 amino acids. NCBI's taxonomy places the organism in Eukaryota, Haptophyta, Isochrysidales, Noelaerhabdaceae. The record is from RefSeq and is a predicted model, not a curated record.
CCGCCCCAGCAAUGCUCUUCCUCCUCGCUGCCCCGCUCAGCCACACAGUGAAUGAGGCGGUCUCUGACCUGAGCAACCCCGACGUCUACAACAAGGACACCGGCAGCUCCUUCAGCCGUGCUGUGGAGGACACGACUGGUGUCAAGAUGUCGGCCAUCAUCUACGAGGAGGGCGGCUCGCUCAACGAGUCGCUCGCCAUGAUGUAUGACGCGCAGGAUCAGCUGACCGAGGCGUACAAGCAGGCCGCCCUCCCCUUCGUCAAGGCCUUUGCCGGCGACGCGCGGGCCGAGCAGGUCUCCCACCAGAUCGAUGUCCUUUCGGAGCGCAAUCGCGAGAUGACUAAGCCGUACGUGCAGCAGGGCAAGGUCGGGAUGGAGCACUCGCUGGACACGCUGCUGCACAACCUCAACGCCUUCACCGCCUCGCUCAAGGCGGCUAUGGCUGACCCGAAGACCGCCUACGCUGAGUGGAAGCAGAGCAAGACCGCCACCGAGCAGCCGCCCGCGCCUGCUUUCCUGGAGGUCGUCAGCUCCGCCGACUCUGCCCCCGCCAAGGCGCCUGAGGAGAAGUCAGCGCAGGCCAACAGCAAUGGCGCCUUCUUUGAGCACCAGUGGAUUCCGUUCAUGCAGACGGGCGUGCAGUCGGGCGCCGCCUUUGCUGCACAGGGCGCGGCCACAGGCUCGCACUUCUUCUCCGACCCCAACUUUGAUCUCAACAAGGAGGGCUCUGAGUUCCAGAAGACGGGAGUGCAGACGGCCAACGCCUUUGGCUCUCUGAUGCAGGCCAAGGAGGACGUGCCGGCAGCUCGCUCGGCCGAUGCGAUCUCGUACAACUGCAUGACCCGCGAGCUGUGGAGCAAGGAGAAGGCGGCCUGGUGCUGCGAGUACAAGAAGCUGGGCUGCCCGGAGACCGAGGCCAAGGCUCCCGCGGAGAAGGUCGGCUGGAUGCCGUUCGCGCAGACGGGCGCCGAGACGGGCGCCUCCUUCGCUGCCCAGGGCGCCAACACCGCCUUCCGCUUCUUCACGGAUCCCAACUUUGACUUCCAGAAGGAGGGCGAGGCGUACCAGGCAUCGUCCGCCGCCACUGCGGACAAGUUCGCCUCGAUCCAGUUCUCCGAGAACGCCACCGUCGGCGAUGCCGCCUCGUCCGCUGCCUCGUUCGUGGCCGCUAAGUACGCCGAGCACCAGGCCGCGGAGGAGGCCGCCAAGGAGGCUGCUGCGCCGCCCGCUGAGAAGGUCGGGUGGAUGCCGUUCGCGCAGACGGGCGCCGAGACGGGCGUGAACUUUGCCGCCCAGGGCGCCGACACCGCCUUCCGCUUCUUCUUUGACCCCAACUUUGACUUCCAGAAGGAGGGCGAGGCGUACCAGGCAUCGUCCGCCGCCACUGCGGACAAGUUCGCCUCGAUCCAGUUCUCCGAGAACGCCACCGUCGGCGAUGCCGCCUCGUCCGCUGCCUCGUUCGUGGCCGCUAAGUACGCCGAGCACCAGGCCGCCGAGGAGGCCGCCAAGGAGGAGGCUGCUGCGCCGCCCGCUGAGAAGGUCGGCUGGAUGCCGUUCGCGCAGACGGGCGCCGAGACGGGCGUGAACUUUGCCGCCCAGGGCGCCGACACCGCCUUCCGCUUCUUCACGGAUCCCAACUUUGACUUCCAGAAGGAGGGCGAGGCGUACCAGGCGUCGGGCAAGGCGACGCAGGAUCAGUUUGCUGCGAUUGACGGUGCUGCCGCCCCGGGCGCCCUGCGAGCGGACGCUGUGGCCGGUGACGCGCACAACAGCUCGUUCGUUGCCCACGUUGGUAUCAUCUCCUUCCUGGCUGUCAACGUGGCUGUCUUCGUCGCCCACCGGAUGAACCUGCGCCGCAAGGAGCGGGCUGUCAUCCGCCAGCUCGACGAGCUUGUUUGAUAAGACUUACUACUGCAGCUGCCCCUGCUCAUUUAUUGCGCGCUACAGGUACAGGUGACGUACAGUAGAGAGUUAGGUGGGCGUGUGACACGGAGCAGCUCUCUCGUUUUCGCGCGGGGGUGUCGCGCGCCGUGGAGGUACGCAUUCUCUCUCAGCGUGUGACAGUGUGUGCAUGUGCCAUGUAAUUACUCGUGUACGUGUGUUUAAGCGUAUCUGAUAUUCUGUGUAGAACUCAC